AUGAAUCCUGAAUACGACUAUCUCUUCAAGCUGCUGCUGAUCGGUGAUUCCGGCGUCGGCAAGUCUUGCUUGCUCUUGCGGUUCGCCGACGACACUUACACCGAGUCCUACAUCUCCACCAUCGGCGUUGAUUUCAAAAUCCGGACGAUCGAGCUCGACGGCAAGACGGUGAAGUUACAAAUUUGGGAUACCGCCGGCCAAGAACGGUUCCGCACAAUCACAUCGUCCUACUACCGGGGCGCCCACGGCAUCUGCGUCGUCUACGAUGUCACGGACAUGGACAGCUUCAACAACGUCAAGCAGUGGCUGCAGGAGAUUGACAGAUACGCCACCGAGGGCGUCAACAAACUGCUUGUAGGCAACAAGAGCGAUAUGUCGGACAAGAAGGUGGUGGAAUACACCGUUGCAAAGGAAUUCGCCGACAGCCUCGGGAUCCCCUUCCUCGAGACGUCGGCCAAGAACGCCAGCAAUGUCGAGCAAGCAUUCUUGACAAUGGCCCGCCAGAUCAAGGAGCGCAUGGGCAGCAGCAUCGCGGCCAACAACACGAAAGCAAGCGUCAACGUUUCCCCCGGACACGGCGUUCCCAGCAACCAGUCCAACAGCUGCUGCUAG
This is a messenger RNA of Canariomyces notabilis, 612 nucleotides long. RefSeq names its product putative GTP-binding protein ypt1. Bases 1 to 612 code for a protein of 203 amino acids. Lineage: Eukaryota; Fungi; Ascomycota; Sordariomycetes; Sordariales; Chaetomiaceae. The record is from RefSeq and is a predicted model, not a curated record. Gene Ontology annotation, biological process: vesicle-mediated transport. The transcript has 5 exons. Gene Ontology annotation, molecular function: GTPase activity; GTP binding.